CACAGGUAGUCUGUCCGAAUGGGCUCUCGGCGUAUAUACUUGUUGAUCUCCGGGCGAAACGCUGGUGCGAUAUGCGGAGCAGAAAGCAGGCGGGUGGGCAGUAGAUCGUGCUGAGGAUCUCUCUGCCAUGUCGGAGGCAGAGGAGGGGGAAAUGGAUUGGGUUAGACCCUGGCAAUAGUAAACCAAUAACGGCGUCUCCUUUUUUUUCUUUUUUUUAAAUGCUACUGCUUCAUUUUCGGAUUGAUUGUUCACAGCGGUACGUGCUGCUUUGAUUCAGUGCAGGAUGACUCCAACUCACUACGAUACAAUAAUGAAAGAAGACAGGACCAACCGUAGUCCAUAGCCCUGGAUGUUUGCCUGAUUCCUCAACCUAAAGUCAUCAUGGAGAAAUCCUUGGCAGAGUUAAAUAAAGCUGGCUCCCACUCCACAUCGUCGCUGCCACCCGAACCGGUGGACAUCAUUCGCAGCAAGUCAUGUUUCCGCAGAGUCAGGCUGAAUGUUGGGGGUCUCCCACAUGAGGUCUUGUGGCGAACGUUAGACAGGCUACCACGAACACGUUUGGGAAAGUUACGAGAUUGCAACACCCACGAAUCUCUGAUGGAAGUGUGUGACGACUACAACCUGGAGGAGAAUGAGUACUUUUUUGACCGACAUCCGGGGGCGUUCACGUCAAUUCUGAACUUCUACCGCACGGGUAAGCUGCACAUGAUGGAAGAAAUGUGCGCCCUGUCGUUCAGUCAAGAACUCGACUACUGGGGCAUCGACGAGAUCUACCUGGAGUCCUGCUGCCAGGCGAGGUACCACCAGAAAAAGGAGCAAAUGAAUGAGGAGCUCAAACGAGAGGCCGACAAUAUGAAGGACAGAGAAGGAGAAGAAUUCGACAACACUUGCUGUGCUGAAAAACGAAAGAAACUUUGGGACCUCCUGGAAAAGCCCAGCUCAUCUGUUGCAGCAAAGAUCCUGGCCAUCAUCUCCAUCCUCUUCAUCGUGCUAUCCACCAUUGCCUUGUCUCUGAACACCCUUCCAGAGCUGCAGGACACUGAUGAGUUUGGCCAGUCAUCAGACAACCCACAACUGGCCCACGUGGAAGCUGUGUGUAUUGCCUGGUUUACCAUGGAGUAUCUGCUUCGCUUUCUCUCCUCACCCAACAAGUGGAAGUUCUUUAAGGGUCCUCUGAAUGUCAUCGACCUGCUGGCCAUCUUGCCCUACUACGUCACCAUCUUCCUGACAGAAUCCAACAAGAGCGUGCUGCAAUUUCAGAAUGUCCGCCGCGUGGUUCAGAUUUUUCGGAUUAUGCGUAUCCUGCGUAUUCUAAAGCUGGCUCGUCACUCGACAGGUCUUCAGUCCCUGGGCUUCACUCUCAGGAGGAGUUACAAUGAGCUGGGCCUGCUUAUUCUUUUCCUGGCCAUGGGCAUCAUGAUCUUCUCCAGUCUGGUGUUCUUUGCUGAGAAGGAUGAGGAGGAUACAAAAUUUAAAAGCAUUCCAGCUUCUUUCUGGUGGGCUACUAUUACUAUGACGACAGUAGGCUACGGAGAUAUCUACCCAAAAACUCUUCUGGGAAAGAUAGUGGGGGGUUUAUGCUGCAUAGCAGGAGUACUAGUGAUCGCCCUACCUAUUCCUAUUAUUGUAAAUAACUUCUCUGAAUUCUACAAGGAGCAGAAGAGGCAGGAAAAAGCACUUAAACGAAGAGAGGCCCUAGAGAGGGCAAAAAGAAAUGGUAGCAUUGUCUCAAUGAACUUGAAAGAGGCAUUUGCUCGAAGUGCAGAACUGAUGGAUGUGGUGGUAGAGAAAAGUGAGAGGCCUCACGACAACCAUCUUUCUCCAAGCCGUUGGAAAUGGACCCCCAAGAGAGCUGCAUCAGAGACCAGCUCAAACCGUUCCUUCAACGCCCAGGAUUUAACCUCUCCCAACAAGGCCCGAGCCACCAGUCCCCAGAGGCUAAAUGUCCAGAAGCUCGAGGAGAUGUACAACCAGAUGGCCAAGACACAAUCCCAGCCUAACCUCAAUGCUAAAGAUAGGGGCUCCAGAGUUGGCAAACAGAGGGAUGAGAUAGAGCUGGGAGCUAUCCAAGAUCACGGGCCACCAGUGCUAGGAACCAGAGAAGGAGUCGGGGACAUGAAAAGCUUGUCCAGCAUUGACAGCUACAUCAGUUGUGCUACAGACUUCCAGGAGAAUACACGCUUCCCCCAUAGUCCAGCAAUUGACCUUGGUCUUCAGGAAAGCAACCGGUACUCCCACAGUCCAGCUACAGCUUUGUCCCAGCACAGCAGUACAAAAACAGGCCCCAAAACCACUGGGGAGCAUGAGCCCAUGCUGACUCCUGUGUCUAUCACAAAGCCCUCAUGCUCAGAGAAUGCACGGAGAUUCUUCUUUUCUGGCAACUCCUCAAAAAGCCUUAUCAACAAAGGAGGCUGUCGCAGUGAGGGGGAGUCAGGCCCAUCCCCGCUCUCAGACAGCUCAGUCCUGUCAGACCGCUCUCUGUUAAGCCCUGAAGCUUCUGUCUACACCACUGCCAGCAGCAGAACCCCACCCAAGUCCCCAGAUAGCAGCACCCAACUGGCCCCAACUGUCUUCACCUUCCACGACUCCUCCAUCAGCAAAUACAUUGAUGCUGACACAGAUGACGAUGAGCACCUCCGCGACAUCUCUGACACCAGUCCUUCAGAGCGUCUUUUGGCUGGUUCAAGCCCAAAACGCAGCAUCAACAUCAAUUACCAGAAAGGCGCCAACCAUUUAGAAGCAGCCCAAAAAAUGCUGGGACAGAACUGUCUGUUCCCCAUUGAAGGGAUUCGUGGGGUAGCUCACGAGAAUCACGUAGGACCUGAGAUGGCACGGAGACCAAAGGUUGAGAGGAUGCGUCAAAAUACUUUGGAUAAAAACCUUUGA
This is a messenger RNA of Epinephelus moara (kelp grouper), 2886 nucleotides long. RefSeq names its product potassium voltage-gated channel, Shab-related subfamily, member 1 (gene kcnb1). Lineage: Eukaryota; Metazoa; Chordata; Actinopteri; Perciformes; Serranidae. Gene Ontology annotation, cellular component: voltage-gated potassium channel complex; membrane. Gene Ontology annotation, molecular function: protein binding; delayed rectifier potassium channel activity. Bases 382 to 2886 code for a protein of 834 amino acids. Gene Ontology annotation, biological process: protein homooligomerization; potassium ion transmembrane transport. The transcript is spliced from 3 exons. The record is from RefSeq and is a predicted model, not a curated record.